This is a messenger RNA of Acanthosepion pharaonis, 834 nucleotides long. The record is from the annotation of a GenBank genome assembly. NCBI's taxonomy places the organism in Eukaryota, Metazoa, Mollusca, Cephalopoda, Sepiida, Sepiidae.
AUGUCCAUCGUCUUUGUCAUUUUUCCAGAUACAAUCACACUUGCUGUCUUCCUCAAUCAAAUCUCUCUCUCUCUCUCUCUCUCUCUCUCUAUCUAUCUAUCUAUCUAUCUAUCUUCAUAUUAUUCAAUUUAUCUAUCUAUCUAUCUAUCUAUCUAUCUAUCUCAUCCAUUGAUAUCUAUCUGUCUAUCUAACUGUUUGUUCAUUUUAUUCAAUCUAUCUCUAUCUAUCAGCCAGUUUAUUAUUCAUCUAUCUAUCUAUCUAUCUAUUUAUUCAAAUCUAUCUAUCUAUCUAUCUAUCUAUUUUAUCUAUCUAUCUAUCUAUCUAUCUAUCUAUGCCUGUCUAUUUAUAUUCAUGUCUUAUGUUGGUCAUAUUAUUCAAUCUAUCAUCUAUCUUUGUUCAAAUAUCUCUAUCUAUCUAUCUAUCUCAGCCAGUUCAUAUCUAUCUAUCUAUCUAUCUAUCUAUCUAUCUAUCUAUCUAUCUAUCUAUCUAUCUGUAUGCCUGUCUAUUUAUAUCUAUGUCUUAUGUUGGUCAUAUUAUUCAAUCUAUCUAUCAGUUUGUUCAAAUCUAUCUAUCUAUCUAUCUAUCUAUCUAUCUAUCUAUCUAUCUCUAACGCCUUCGCUUUUCCCUUUCUUUUUCUUUCUUUCUUUUUUCGUUAAUUCUUUUUAUCCGAUUCUUUCUUUUAUUCUCUUCCUUUCGAUUACUUUUUCUUUUAUUCUUUUCCCUUUUUUCUUUUUCUUUCUUUUAUUUUCUUCUUAUCGAUUACUUUCUUUCUUUCUUUCUUUUUUUUUUUGCUCCCUUUUCUUUGUUUCAUUUCUUUCUUUCUUUCUUUCGUAG